Galleria mellonella (greater wax moth) is the source of this 2697-nucleotide messenger RNA. Its product is annotated as PAX-interacting protein 1-like. The coding region runs from base 87 to 1727 and encodes 546 amino acids. NCBI's taxonomy places the organism in Eukaryota, Metazoa, Arthropoda, Insecta, Lepidoptera, Pyralidae. The record is from RefSeq and is a predicted model, not a curated record. The transcript has 7 exons.
CGCGCGAUCCGAAUGACAAUGUAUGGGAUACAAUUGUCUAUAAAAGCGAUGCGCAGGCGCAGGACAUAAAGCGAAAGUGAACGAAAAUGAAGAAGCUGCUGUCUGUGAUAUUCCUGGCCCUGAGUGGAGUAUUAGGGGAGGCGCCAGCGCCGUACCCUCCUAGUGGGUUCAGACCCGCUGGUCCAGCUUUCGAGUUACCACAGAGACAGAAUACUCCAUCACAGCAAUACUUGCCAGUGGAUCCUCGAAGACCGCUGACUCCUAACAAUGAAUAUGGACCUCCCGAAGAAGAGGACGUGUCAGUUCAAGGUCUUCCUACACAGGAACAGCUACCAAUCUUCCAAGGUUCACCAAUAAAUGGACAGGAGUAUGUAGGACCAGCUCUGCAGACUGAUUUGAAGAACUUGGAUCAGAGUUUCCAGCAAAGUCAGUACCAACAACAACAACAGAGGUACAGAGAGUAUGCUAGACAAAAGGAAUUAGAAACUGCACGGGCAAGAAAUAAUGCUAACGGACAAGCAACCCCAGCUGUGCCCAGACAAUUCGUACCACGCACCACUAUUACUCCAGAACCUACAUUCACUACGACUGAGACACCAUCAACGACUGAAGCUUUAGAUCUGAAUGAAGGGGAAACUUUAGAAGAAUCUAAACCACAAAAGAAUGCAAAAACCUCAGUUGAAGUUUCUAAACAGAGAUUGCAAGAGUAUCCUGGGGAAUUCUUCUUAAGUUCUUUAGCUCAAUUGCAACUCCAGCAGCAAUUGGUCCCCAUACAGCAACUUGGACAACUAAGGGCACCAUUAUUCGUACCACCAACUCGAGAUGUUUCUCAAAGACAAGUCCUAUCGGGAUAUGAUGCUCAGACUCACUUCGCAGCUUUACCGUCAGUUUUAGCUCAAAGACAAGUGCUACAACCGCAAGGAGUUGUUCAGAAUCAACAACCGUUCCAAAACCCUGGUGUGUUGGUAGCACAGCAGCAACCCACAGGUUUUGCUCCAAGUCCUGUGCAACCAUUGAAUCAGUAUCAGCCUGUGGUUCCGCAAGUGCAACAGUUUCCACAAAUCCAAGCGCAACCCGCAUUUGGUCAACCACAACCAGUAAAUCCAAAUGUUUACGGACAACCUAGGCCCGAUACUGAAGAUGUUGAGGUGCAAGACCCUCAGUUGCUGUACCAACAAACGUACCAGCCCCAACUUUAUCAGCAGCCAAACAUUCAGCAGUUUCCUCAAGAACAACAGAACCUCUUGUUGUCCCAAGCUCAAGUGAACUAUCCUAACCAAAACCAGGGUAUUCCAAAUCAGCCACAGUCUGUGGGUCAACAGCCAGGCCAGUUCCCUCAACAGGGCUACCAGGGUCAGGAUGCGUUCCUUCAAAGCGGUUUAGACGUGAACCAACAAGGCAACGGUGUCGAAGAUGAUGAAUCAGACGAUCAAGACGGCUCGACGGCUACAUCUGUCGCCACAGCCUUUGGCACAAGGACACAACCUCGUGUGUACACACAGUACGGAGCGCCCGUCCCGGUACCGCGAGCUCAAUUGGACCCAAACUAUCAAACAACCACAGAAUCUACUGCUGAAGCAACUACUGAUGGUCCAGCUGUAGCGGAAGCGAGUGCAGUCGCUGUUGAUGGCAAGAGACGAAGCGCUAAAUUGAGGAGCCGCCGGGUACGUCCUGUCUUCACCUUGGACAGAUCCGGACAUUUAGUGCUGGCGCCUGAACAGAACUGAGUACAAUAGUCAAUUAUAUACGGCGACGAUGAUUACCACAGACACCCCCUUACUUAUUAAAACUACAUACAAUCAUGUAUACAAAGUAUAAUUACAACUGGACAACAAAAAUUUUAUGCAUUUGCUAUAUUUGUUGUUUUAAACAAAAUUGUUGGAUAUGACAAACAUAAAAUGUUAAUUUUCUAUUUUUCAGUUAUAUAUACAUUUAAAAAAUGAAAAUGUCUUUUAAAAACAAUACUACAAUAAUUAAUAAUCAAAUAAUAAAUGGUAAAUCCACAUAAAACGAAUGGCAUAGCCAUGCAUAAGCAAUACGUUUGAUGUUUUUUUUUUAGUUUUUGACAGUAUAUAUGUAAUAUUUAUUUUAUACAUUUAUUAUGAUAGAUGAAAAAUAAAGUCCCAUAAAUAAGACGAAUAAACGACAGCCGAUUACUAAAAAUCAAACUACUUAUGUUUUAUACCAAAGAUCUGAACGUAGCAUUAAAACAGCAAAACAACUUUAACUCCAACAAUUGCUCUUCAUUUUUUGCCCGUAAUUCAAUGGAAAUCAAAUAAAAAUAUUUUUUUGUUAAUUUUCCAAAGGCGUUUCAUCUUUCACCUCUUAUAGGAUAUAGGAUAGUUUAUUGUGUAAUUUUUUUUAUUUUUUUUUUAUCUUCUGUUGAACUUAAAUGUAAUAAUUAGCAGGCAAAAAUAACAAUGAAUUAUGUUGACACUUGUCUCUUUAUAAUAUUAAUAUAUAUUUGCGUUUAUAAUUAAUAAGUAAGGGGUUAAGAUAUUAAAAUACGCUUUAAAAAAAAACUUAAGUACAUACUAAGGUACCUACGAAUUGAUAUGUGAAUUUUCAAAUUUGUAACAUCGAUGGUUUGUAAGCACCUUUAUGAUUUAAAAACGUCAAGUUGGAUACUCAGUAAUAACUGCAUUCAUACUGACAAUGAGUAAAUUACAUAUUUAUAGUAGGUAGUAUUCUAUAUUU